GAGUGGCUCGGGAGCGCGGCUGGUGAGUGCGCGCGCGCGGCGCCGGGGACGGCGGCCCUGCCCCUCCCGGCCCGGCCCCGGGGACCGUGCUGGGCGGGAGCUUCGGGAGCCGGCGCACGGGACUCGAACCCCAAGGGCUCCCGCCGCCAGGUCCACGUGGAUCCUGGGCCGCAGUGGAACUGGAGCCCGCCCCCCGCGCGUGGGGGAGGGGGCGCUGCAGUCGGGUUCCCCUUUUUCUGGAGCUCAAAGCCUGGGGAAGUGAUUGCUCAAAGGUGGGGGCCGGAAGAACCCAGGUUUCCGCGUCUCCCUCCCCCUCUCAGCCCGGUGAGGAGGGGCCGGGGCGGGACACCCUGUCCGCCCCCGCCCCCACCCCGCUGGAUCUGGCAGCCACUCAGCCCUUCGAGCUGUAGGGGAGGCGCUGCGCCCCCAGCCCCAGCCGAUCGGGGGCUCCUGGCGCUAGCUAGCCUCCCUCCAGAGCGCCGCAGGAGUCCCUCCUGCCGUCUGACUUGAGUCCCUGCUGCUGCAGUGCACGCCCCUUCGGCAGCCAGGGUGGGGCCCAGAACCAACCUGGCCCCUCCUGCCCCCACCCCGCCUUUGGGUCGCUGGUCUAGUCUGCUGCCCCUGGCUGAGACCUCUGGGACCCACAGACAGACCUGGACUCUUGAUGGGAAGCCACUCUGCCCACUCCCCACCCCAGACACCCUAGAAGCAAGUCUGGCCACCACCCGCACGCACCAGUUGACCCCCAGGCUGUGGUGAGGGUCUGAGAGCUGGUACCACGGAGCCUGGGCAACCUCCUCCGCCCACCCAUGCCCACCCCGCAUGAGGCUGAGAAGCAGAUCACAGGGCCAGAGGAGGCGGACCGGCCCCCUUCAAUGUCCAGUCAUGAUGCAGCCUCUCCAGCGGCCCCCAGCCGCAACCCCUGCUGCCUGUGCUGGUGCUGCUGCUGUAGCUGCUCCUGGAACCAAGGGCGGCGGCGAGCAUGGCAGGCCUCCCGGGAGAGCAAGCUGCAGCCCCUCCCCAGCUGUGAAGUAUGUGCCACGCCAAGUCCUGAGGAGGUGCAGAGCUGGGCGCAGUCUUUUGACAAGCUGAUGCACAGCCCAGCGGGACGCAGCGUGUUCCGGGCGUUCCUGCGGACAGAGUACAGCGAGGAGAACAUGCUCUUCUGGCUGGCCUGCGAGGAGCUGAAGGCCGAGGCCAACCAGCAUGUGGUAGACGAGAAGGCGAGGCUCAUCUACGAGGACUACGUGUCCAUCCUGUCCCCCAAGGAGGUGAGCCUGGACUCCCGUGUGCGGGAGGGCAUCAACAAGAAGAUGCAGGAGCCGUCCGCACACACGUUUGACGACGCGCAGCUGCAGAUCUACACGCUCAUGCACCGGGACUCCUACCCACGCUUCCUCAGCUCUCCCACCUACCGUGCCCUGCUGCUGCAGGGACCCUCACGGUCCUCCUCCGAGGCCUAGGCCGCCCCCAGCAGCACGGACUCCGCCGCCUCCUAUGGCCGACUCUGGGUUCCCUUCAGGUGUUGGUGUCGGCAGGGCUGUCGGGGCGCACGCCUGGCUGGCUGGAGUCCCCACCCGCGGAGACGGUCCUAGACCCAAUGGGGAGCGCUGUGUCUCCUGGCUCUGCCCACCCGUGGCCAAGCAGGAACUCCAGGUGCAGGGCGGGCCAGAAGCCCCCUCAUCGGCCCGCAGAUGGCUGGCCCGGUGCUCCUGGCUGGGGGCUCUUGCGUGGUGAGAGUAGGGGUCCCCCCAGAGCCUCGCUGGGGCCUCCUCCCCAGGCAGCCGAUGGGCCCCAGACAAGCCUUUGGUGGGGAACAGAACCUCCGCAUCGUGUAGUUUUGUGACAUAAGGAGACCUCCUACUUGAGCUGUCUGUACCCCAAAGUCAAACCCAGAACCUCAGAACCAGAUGUAGGACCUCAGAAUCCUGCACUCAAGGUGGCAGGACCCAACUUCUGUUUUAUAUGUUCAUGAACUUUAAACCUGGAAACAUGUCCUUACUAGGUGUUUUAUCAAAAAGAGGUUUUCAUAUUUAUCUCUAUCCCUAACCCCCCAAAAAUAGGAUGUCUUAUUAUUGAAGACAUUUUUAAAGCAAAA
This is a messenger RNA of Symphalangus syndactylus (siamang), 2098 nucleotides long. It is a transcript of the gene RGS19, whose product is annotated as regulator of G protein signaling 19. NCBI's taxonomy places the organism in Eukaryota, Metazoa, Chordata, Mammalia, Primates, Hylobatidae. The record is from RefSeq and is a predicted model, not a curated record.